This is a messenger RNA of Nannizzia gypsea CBS 118893, 771 nucleotides long. Its product is annotated as 3-oxoacyl-[acyl-carrier-protein] reductase. The transcript is spliced from 3 exons. Gene Ontology annotation, molecular function: oxidoreductase activity, acting on the CH-OH group of donors, NAD or NADP as acceptor. Bases 1 to 771 code for a protein of 256 amino acids. Lineage: Eukaryota; Fungi; Ascomycota; Eurotiomycetes; Onygenales; Arthrodermataceae. The record is from RefSeq and is a predicted model, not a curated record.
AUGGCUGCAUUGAACGACAUCGAAGGACGCCUUGCUCUGGUCACCGGCGCCUCAAGCGGCAUUGGUGCAGCCUGUGCCCGCAGGCUCGCUAGCCGGAAUGUUCAUCUGGCAUUAACUUAUUCCAAAAAUUCGGAUGGCUUGAAUGCUGUUGUCAAGGGCAUCAAACAACCACAACCACCGUCGCCAUUCAAUCUCCACAUAUCUAUCCACCAAGUUGACGUUGGGCAAGCAGAGCAGAUCAACCGGCUAUUCGUUGAAAUUUCAGCCGAGCACGGUGGCCGCUUGCCCGACAUCCUUGUAUCCAAUGCCGGAUAUGGGGUAAAGAUACCUCAGAUAUGGGACAUCUCGUUGGAGGAAUUUGAUCAUACUAUCAACGUGAACUUACGAGCUUCUUUCAUCCUUGUCAAGGGCGUGGUUGAACAUAUGAAGGCGCAGCGAUGGGGUCGGAUCGUUUUCAUAUCUUCCAUUUCAGCCCAUGGAGGAGGAGUCAAUGGAUGCCAUUACGCUGCUUCUAAGGGAGGCAUGACGGGCAUGAUGAAGAACCUGGCAACUCGUUUGGCACAGUGCAAUAUCAGCGUGAAUGACGUUGCUCCGGCCAUGAUUGGAGGGACUGGGAUGAUACCUGAUGCUAGUGCAAUCCCAGAGGUCGCCGGGACCAUUCCACUAGGCCGACUCGGUACGCCGGAUGAGGUCGCCAACGUUGUCGAAAUGUGUGUGACUACUGGUUACUUGACUGGACAGAGCAUUCUUCUGGCUGGGGGACUCAAGUAG